Bipolaris sorokiniana ND90Pr is the source of this 1087-nucleotide messenger RNA. RefSeq lists its product as uncharacterized. The annotation marks the transcript as partial. The record is from RefSeq and is a predicted model, not a curated record. The transcript is spliced from 4 exons. Lineage: Eukaryota; Fungi; Ascomycota; Dothideomycetes; Pleosporales; Pleosporaceae.
CAUGUCAACACCUCCAAAGAGCCCCAUAACCAAGGAUGAGCUGAUGCGUACAAACGUAGCCAUGCUCAUCCUGACCUCGUUAUUCAUUCUAUCGCGAGUGAUCCUCCAGAUCGUUAAACGCAGAGCCUUGGGAUUGCCUGACUUUUUCAUCUACUUCGCUUUUUUUCUGUUCGUUUCCAUGUGGACAUGCUACAUCGCCAUCAUUCCCACCAUGUUCAGAAUUUUCGGUGUGCUUGAUGGUGCCACCCGACCGUAUGCCACAAUGAUGGAUGACGCUGGGAUGCUUCUUCGGCAUAUAACAGCUGCUCAGAUGCUGUUCUAUACUCUUCUAUUUACUGUCAAGAUGUCUUUGUUGACACUGUACCGGAAGAUUUUGGUAGGGUUACCUGUAAUUUACGACAGAAUAUGGUGGGGUACCGUAGCGUUUUGCGUUCUGUCCUGGAUUGGAAGUAUUCUCACGAGCGUUUUCACGUGCAAUGACCUCAACGAAAAGUUCUCAAAAGGAAGAUGCGCUGGCACGCCAGAUGAGCAUCAGAGAAUCAUCUUUAGCCUCUAUUUUGCAUACUCGGUAGAUGUGGCCACUGACCUCGCAAUCAUGUUUCUCCCUCUAUUUCUCACAUGGAAGUUACAGAUGCCUAGAAAGAGAAAGUUUGGAAUCUUCAUACUAUUUGGUAGUGGCUUCGUUUGCAUAGCUUUCGCUACGCUCCGCGUCAUACAACUGGGCGUCGACCGUCGCGGUAAAACAACAAUACCAGAGCCUGAUUGGUUGUUGCUGUGGACGGUAGUGGAAUGCGCAAUGGCCGUCAUUAUUGGAUGUUCUCCUGCCUUUACAGGCAUGAUUCGUAAACGAAUCGUCACCAUACCGGGACCUGCAUACGAUAGGCAGGGCUACAUCAAACAAGGAUCUAAUGAAGUGGAGAUGGAGAUCAUGACCGGCUCUGCAAGUCAACAAAGACAUGUGACUCGGGAUCUGUACGAGGAGUAUUUUCACAACAGUCAGGAAGAGCUCACAAGGACCACUCAUAACAGCCAAGAAGAGCUUACAGGAACCACUGAAAACACCGUGGUUGUGCGUGCUGUUAGCUAA